GCGCAUGAGGCAGCACGGAAUCCCAGGCCACGGGGCCCACCACAUGGUCGACCUCGGGGUCGACGUCGUCACGGGCAACAGGAGGUCCCAGCGCAGGGCCCAUACCAGGCACAGGCGCGCGGCCCUCCGUGCCAAGCGGGCGCUCAGCGGCAUCGAGGAGUGCCCCGCCCUCUGGCUCAGGGGCGUCAACCCUGCCAGCCACACCACUCCGCCGGCGCCGACCUGCGACGACGAGCUCCUCGUCCACGUUGGGGCCCCAUGGCCCACAGGCGGCAGCCAGCCCAUCACGAUAUUCGGCGACGCCUCGGGGGGAAAGCACGGCACGGACGAGCGAAGGCGUCGUGUUGGCGUCGGACUCGCGGUCAUCGAGGUUUGCGGCCCGCGAUGGCGGUUGGCAGCCGGCGCGAUCGCGACUCUCCCUGGGCGGCGGCAGACGGUCCCGCGCGGGGAGAUUUUCGCCUUCGUCCUCGCCCUCGAGCAGCUGGACGCCGACAUCCACUACGUCACCGACAACAUGCCGCUCCUCAACGGGUGGAACGCCCAGCGCUGGUUCAACCUCGACAAGGGCGCCAACAGCGACCUCUGGGCCCGCAUCGGCAGGUCGCUCCAGGCCCACCCGAACCGCCAGGUGGGCGUCACCUGGACGCCGUCCCACCAGGAGGAUGAAGGGGAACCGAUGGUCUCCCAUUUCCUCGCAGCGGGCAACUGCUGCGCCGACAGGCUCGCCAACCUCGGUGCCGGGGCGGCUGCAGCCUCAGCCAACCGCAGCACGCCUCACGCGGACCGCUGGGACGUCAUCGCCUCGCAGGUCAGGCGGCGGGCCCGCCAAGCCCUGCUCGACGCGGCGGGCGGCGACCCAUGGCUAUCGGAGAGGCCCGCGGCGGAGCAGGUGGCCCGCCCCUCUGCCCUCCAACGGGCCAUCGACGACUCGCCGCACCAGCUCGUCACCGUGGGCCAGGGCAAGUGGAAGCGCCUGCUUUGCAGGCAGCUCUUCCCCGCGGCUACGCUUCAUGAGGCGGCUGCUUCCGCCUGCACCGCCACGGAAGCGGACUGGGCCUCGUUCGACCACGUCCGCAAAGUCUCUGCCGGCAUGCAGAUCGCCAUGGGGGCGGGCGUGGUUCACGCCUCCCACCGCCUCUACGAGUGGCCAGCCAACAGCCUGUACUUCUGCGGCGUCUGCGGGACUCACGGCACCACGAUGGGCAUGGGGCUGCGAGGCGAGUGCAAGGGCGAGACCACCCGCAAGACGGACGAGGCCCUCAGGAGGAUCGCCAAGGGCGUCUACCCGUCGCACCAGGGGCCGCCCAAGCCCGUCAUCGAGGCCAAGGCGAUUUCCGCCACGAUCGCCCACGUGGUCGGCGGCGGACUGGCCCCCGCGGACCCCGCGAUCCCCGAGGACCUCCCCGAGGCCGGCGCCAAGGAGCACCUGCUCGAGGCGGUCAUCGGCAUCCUCCAUGGCCAGGCGCUCCAGGCGGCCCAGCGCCCCUCCCGCAAGCAGGCUCGGGAGCCAGACGGGCCCCAGCCGACUGCUCGGCGGAGGCGGCGCGCGUCCUCGGACCCCGGGGCGGGGCAAGGGGAGAACGCCACCGCGGCGGCCACGGUGGCCACCCCGCGCGCCCCCAGCGGGCGGUCCGGGCGGGCCCGGCAGGCCCAGGAGCUCCCGGCGGCGGCACCAGCGCCAUUGGUGGGCCAGAGGCGCCGCCGCAGCCAGAUUGAGGUUACCGUGCAGGCGACAG
Molecule: messenger RNA, 1736 nt
Organism: Prorocentrum cordatum
Lineage: Eukaryota; Dinophyceae; Prorocentrales; Prorocentraceae
Source: the annotation of a GenBank genome assembly